AAGAACAGGUCUCCGAGUAUGAGGAAGAGUACUUGAACAUCCAAGUACGAGUACGAGUACUUUUUUGUUGUACUACCGAGUACGAGCAUGAUGAGUAUGAGUACCUGUAUUCUGAGUACGAGUACGUGUAUUUCCAAAAACAGAACCGGUAUUGCCAUCAAUAUGGAGAACGUGAAUUCUAUUGAAGAUGAGUUCCACGUCAGACUUACUGAACCAGUUGAUCUUGACGAGCUGUGUAACCCUGAUGGUAGAGGCUCCGAGUUUGAAGUCGUACUCCCUGAAGCCCCGGAAGAGAAGCAGUAUUUUGACGAAGAAGAUGUUUUCAAACACUUGAACUACGAGGUCAAUAACGUGGACGGCAGUGACUCAGAAGAUGACAAUCAGACUCCAUUUGACUCAAUUGCCAAAAAAAUGUUCUCAGUAAUUGGUGAUGGCAGUGUGAUGAAACGAGUCAAGAGGGUUGGCUCAGGUGAAGUCAUCCCAAAGGCUUACACUGCUACCAUUCAUUAUGAGGGUUAUGUGGAAUACUGCGAUGUUCCCUUUGAUUCUACCAGACUACGCGGUAAAACACAGAAAAUCAGACUUGGAGAAGGUCAAGUGAUUCUAGGUCUUGAGGUGGCGGUAGGAACGAUGAGGAAAGGAGAGAAAUCAGACUUUUUGAUUCAACAUCAGUAUGCCUAUGGCCCUAUGGGUGUGCCUCCCAGGAUCCCAGGAAAUGCUACUGUCCUGUUUGUGGUAGAGCUUCUGAAUUAUUCUGAUACUCCUCUUGUGCCUGAUAUGGAUACCUGGUCCGCAGAACGGAGAAAAGACGCAACCUUUGAAGAAAUCCUUGACAUUGCAAAUGCGUACCGUAAGGCGGGCAAUGAUGCAUUUAAUGGCGACGAAAAUGGCCACAAAAGAAUAUCCAAAGCGGCUUCACAGUAUAUCAAGGCGAUACGACUGCUUGAAAAUGCUAGACUUGCCAAUCAGUCCGAGGAAGACGAAAUGAAGAGAGUACUGCUGAAGCUGUACCUGAACCUAGCACUGUGCGACAUCAAGCAGGGGCAAUGCCCAAGGGCGUUAUCCAACUGCAUCAAGGCAUUAGAGAUUGACCCUCAGAACAUUAAGGCUAUGUACAGACGUGGUCAGGCUCUCUGGCACAGUAAUGAAUUUGACAAAGGCAGACACUGGAUCCUCAAGGCACAGAAGCUGAACCCUAAAGACGCUCACAUCCAGGCAGAACUCAGGAAGUUGGACAGAAAGAAAGCCGAAAUGGAUCAACUUCACAAGGCAACGUACCAAAGAAUGUUUGCUUCAGCAAACUCGACCAGCAAAAGUAGCGAUGUAGCUAAAGAAGCCAAGACGAAAGAUAAACAGAAGAAGUGCACUCCAGAAGCACAAGACCUACUACAGACCAAACUCAAAGAGUUCAUAAAGGAUGACGUUUUGACGGAGAUGCCGUUUGCGCUGGAUACGUUAACAUCUGCUGAGACUGAAUAUCUUCAGCAAGCUGCUUUGGAAAUGGGCCUAGAAGUCAGGACACUACACCAGAACUCAGACAAAUAUCUGAAGAUCUUGAAGCCGAAGCCAGAAGCUGAGCAGUGAGGAAGGCUAAAGGACUGUUCUGCCUGGAUCUACUUGGCUUCUUAGCAGUGUGGUAGUCAAACCCACCACAAGUCCCCACCAGUUCAUCAAAUUUCAAUCACAACUCAAGUCGAGCUACUUCAAUAAAUUGUGACACAGGCAUUCCUUAGAUAGUGUUCGCCCACCUUUUUACGCAUGAUUCAACUUGUGAACGGACUUGUAAUUAUGACUUGUGACUUGUUACACACUCUCGAGCUGUCCCUGAUAAGAAGUCUUCUACAUGGCAUAGGGUCUGCCUACACAAUGAUCAUUCCCAAUCUCUAGCUUUGGGGUCCUAGGGGUUUUUUUUUUUUUUGCAGCAUACAUCGUAUUUUUACCAAUCACAUCACGCACUCUAACAUGAAUGUUUAUUACGCUGUGUGGAUGGAAGACACGUAGGUCCUCGUAGUGUUUCCCUUCAAUUGUACUUAUCCCAACCAACAAAAAUGUUUGUUGUAAGGGGACAUGGGUUCGAACCACAGUUCUUGGGGUCCUAGGUCACUUUGGCAGCUCGACGAAAGCCGGUCUUUGAAAUGCUUUA
Molecule: messenger RNA, 2143 nt
Organism: Patiria miniata (bat star)
Lineage: Eukaryota; Metazoa; Echinodermata; Asteroidea; Valvatida; Asterinidae
Gene: fkbp6
Product: inactive peptidyl-prolyl cis-trans isomerase FKBP6-like
Exons: 13
Coding region: 88-1584 (498 amino acids)
Molecular function (GO): peptidyl-prolyl cis-trans isomerase activity; protein binding
Source: RefSeq, a predicted model, not a curated record